CAUAUCCAUUUUCUGCAAUUAUUCUCUUUAAGCUUCAUUCUUAAUCAGAGAAUACCAAUGGCCUCACAUGACAAGAAACCUGCUAAGCCGUCGAGCAGCCGUUCCGGUGGCAUCCGUACGCUCGCCGAUCUCAACAGGCCGUCUGGACCUGAUUCCGGCAGCGAUUCCGAUAAUCCUCAGGAGUACUACACCGGCGGCGAGAAAAGCUGUGGAUUCUUAUCGCACAAAUUUUUAAGCAUCUUAAACCUAAGUGGCAUGCUUGUUCAAGAUCCUUCGAAGAAUAAUGAAGUAGAUGGGAUUUUCAAUCAAGCUAGGCAACUGGGAGCCGUAGAACGGCCAAUUGAACAGCUUAAUCCAUCGUCAAGUUCAACAAGUUUUACUGGAACCGGUAGAUUACUUUCAGGGGAAACUGUAUCUUCUGUACCUCAGCAGCCUCAGACUGUUAUUCACAACAUUGUUUUCUGGACUAAUGGCUUCACUGUAAAUGAUGGUCCUCUGAGAAGGUUGGAUGAUCCCGAAAAUGCACAUUUCUUAGAGAGCAUCAGAAAGUCCGAGUGUCCUAAAGAACUUGAGAGUGCUGAUAAAAGGUCUCCUGUUCAUGUCAAUCUGAUAAAGAGAAACGAGAAAUACCCUGAACCAAAGAAGAAGCACCAGGCAGCAUUUCAGGGUGUCGGAAGAACUCUCGGUAGCGGCAGUACUUCCGCAACUCCUGAAGAAACCAGCAGUACCAGUCCUCUCAACACUGCUCCAAAUCCUUCUCCUGGCCUGGUUGUUGACGAAAGUUUACCAUCAACCUCAAUUCAGCUUAGGUUGGCUGACGGGACUCGCAUGGUCGCUCGCUUCAAUUUGCACAAUACAGUUGGAGACAUCCGUUCAUUCAUUGAUGCAUCUAGACCUGAGAGUGCAACAAUUUAUCAACUGCAGAUGAUGGGAUUCCCUCCUAAACUUCUUGUUGAUCCAACCCAAACCAUCGAGCAGGCAGGCCUGGCCAAUUCUGUGGUAAUACAGAAAUUCUAGCUUGGGCUGCAUAGAACUCGUCCAUCUACUCAUUACUAUAACUGCUUAUUGUACCGAGUGAAGAUUUUCCAUAAUUUUGAACGAUUAUGAACCGCUACUAUGUACAAGAAGCAGGUUUUGAUGUCUGAGUCUGGUUAAAUGGGAUCAAAUUGUUUGAUUCUCCACAUAGAUAAUUUUUUUCCGGAAA
Gossypium raimondii (Peruvian cotton) is the source of this 1204-nucleotide messenger RNA. RefSeq names its product plant UBX domain-containing protein 4. The transcript has 5 exons. Gene Ontology annotation, molecular function: ubiquitin binding. Bases 58 to 1017 code for a protein of 319 amino acids. NCBI's taxonomy places the organism in Eukaryota, Viridiplantae, Streptophyta, Magnoliopsida, Malvales, Malvaceae. Gene Ontology annotation, cellular component: nucleus; cytosol. The record is from RefSeq and is a predicted model, not a curated record. Gene Ontology annotation, biological process: proteasome-mediated ubiquitin-dependent protein catabolic process; Golgi organization; autophagosome assembly.